ACUUGCAGCGAUGAGUAGCGCGCGCGUCUUUUCACCUGAACCAGGUCGUCCCUUCAUCUCCCCCUUCCAGGGUCCUCAAUAUAUAAGCUGCUCGCGUAUCGCAGACACCUAUUUUCUUCACAUCUCUACUUGAGCCACAAGCCCCACGCACCCAAGAUGAAAGUCGCAUUCGCCCUGAUGUGCCUUCUGGCCGUGGUCUACGGCAUGCCCCAACAGCGCGAGGGCGCCCAGUUCACCAACGAGGCGAUCCGACAGGCACAGAACACGUUCCUCAUCCCCAAGGACGCCGAAAUCCAGAACGUUCAGGAGGGAAUCGAGCUGGCCGCUUUCGAGAACCUGCCCGGUGACCAGCGUAUCGACCUUGCCUCCAUCCUGGGCGCCCACGUGCCCGCCGAGGUCGUGUCCAACCUGCAGACCCAGGUCGACCAGGUCGGCAGGAACUAAUUUCCUCCUGAAGACGCAAACUCUUGUAAAUAACACUUCUUCAUUUCCCUUAUUUUGUGUGAAUCUGUGACUCUGAUUUUGUUAUUUAAAAAUCUCCCGAUGUUGAAAAAUGCUGAAUUGUGUAACAUUGAAUAAAAAAGACUUUUAUAUAAGAAAAA
This is a messenger RNA of Cloeon dipterum, 602 nucleotides long. RefSeq lists its product as uncharacterized. The record is from RefSeq and is a predicted model, not a curated record. Lineage: Eukaryota; Metazoa; Arthropoda; Insecta; Ephemeroptera; Baetidae. The coding region runs from base 157 to 444 and encodes 95 amino acids. The transcript has 2 exons.